This is a messenger RNA of Pogonomyrmex barbatus (red harvester ant), 3146 nucleotides long. RefSeq names its product 26S proteasome non-ATPase regulatory subunit 2. Gene Ontology annotation, biological process: regulation of protein catabolic process; proteasome-mediated ubiquitin-dependent protein catabolic process. Gene Ontology annotation, cellular component: nucleus; proteasome complex; proteasome storage granule. NCBI's taxonomy places the organism in Eukaryota, Metazoa, Arthropoda, Insecta, Hymenoptera, Formicidae. The record is from RefSeq and is a predicted model, not a curated record. Gene Ontology annotation, molecular function: enzyme regulator activity.
UAAUUUAGAUGUCAAUUUGUAAAAAUGAAACAUUAUGCAUUUUAUUUUUUAUACAGAACGAAGAAGACAAGAGAUUAGAAGAAGAAUUGUUACAAGCGGUCGAUAUAUUAAAAGUAAAUAAAGCUAUGUUGCUCUCACUAAAUCAUCUGAGGAUUUUGAUACGUACAUCCACGAGUUCGAUGACUUCUGUUCCGAAACCUCUCAAGUAUUUACGGAAUUUUUAUCCGAGCUUGAGGAGCGCGUACGACAGGGUUAAGCGGGAAGAAGCAAAGAUACGCUUUGCCGAAAUUUUGAGUGUACUCGCUUUGGCUGGUGCUGUACCAGGAUCUAGAGACUGCCUCGAUUUUUGUAUCAAAGGAGCCGUGGAUAAUCCCGGGGAAUGGGGUCACGAAUAUGUGCGACAACUCGAGGCGGAGAUCGUCGACGAAUGGACGAACGCGCCGAUCAGGGAGGAGCAUGAAAUCAGAAAACGUCUUACACCGUUGAUUAAGAGCAUUAUUGCGUUCGACAUGAGACACAAUGCGGAGAUACAAGCGUGCGACUUGUGCUUGGAGAUAGACGAGUUAAAUUUCCUCGCGGAAUACCUGGAUUCCAGAAACUUUACGCGAGUGUGCCAUUAUUUAAUUAGCUGCGCGGCAUACAGCGAGGAUACAGAGAGAAGACAAAUAUUAGAAUUUGCCACGGAACAAUAUCUAAAGUUUAACGAGUACACGAGGGCGCUUUUGGUAGCGCUGCAACUUGCAAAUUCGGAACUUGUUUUCAAGUGCUUUGUUGCUUGCCCCGACUCUUUGAUGAGAAAUCAACUAGCUUUUAUCCUCGCCCGGCUGCAAGAUCAACCUCUGAGGUUGGAAUAUCAUGGAGACGAUGCCAAGGAUAUCGAGGCAAUUCUCAGCAAUGGUCACGUGAACACCCACUUCCAAAUUCUUGCUAGAGAACUUGAUAUACUCGAACCGAAGCACCCAGAAGAUAUCUACAAGAGCUGGUUGAGUGGAGCCAGACAAAUGGAGCAUGAUUCAGCGAGGGCGAAUUUAGCGGCGAGCUUCGUUUCGGGUUUUGUACACGCGGGCUUUGGUCAAGAUAAGCUGAUGACGAACACGUCCGAUUGUUGGGUGUACAAGAAUAAGGAACACGGAAUGUUGUCGGCUACCGCUUCUCUUGGCCUGAUACAUAUGUGGGAUGUCGACGGCGGAUUAAUUCCCAUCGACAAGUAUCUUUAUACAAACGAGGAUUAUGUAAAAUCUGGUGCCUUACUAGCAAUUGGAUUAGUGAAUUGCGGAAUUCGUAAUGAAUGUGAUCCAGCUUUGGCGCUUCUUAGUGAAUACGUAAAAUCAAACAACCAAAUUCUUCGCAUUGGAGCCAUCAUGGGACUAGGUUUGGCUUAUGCGGGUUCCAGAAGAAAAGACGUUACCGAACUUCUUUCUGGAGCUUUGGCCGAUGAGCAAACUAAUAUACAAUUGUUGUCGCUAAUGGCCAUCUCCUUAGGCCUUAUAAAUGUAGGUUCAGGAGACUCUGAUAUAUCUUCGGUUAUUUUGUUGAAAUUAUUAGGGCUUUCUAUAAAAGAGCUUGUUAUCACGCAUUCCAGAUUUUUAGCAUUAGCGUUAGGAAUGAUUUACAUGGGAACUCGGGACGCCAUAGAAACGCCAUCCGCAGCGCUCGAAGCUCUGCCAGAGCCGUACAACUUUGCCUCGCAAACAAUGUUACAAAUUUGCGCAUAUGCGGGAACUGGUGAUGUAUUGAUAGUGCAAGAACUAUUAAGAAUUUGCUCCGAAGCAUUCGAAGAAGUAACGACCGCAAAGACUACAUCCCAGAGCACUUUGAUAUCAAGUUGUUGCGAUCAAAGAUCACAGAGUAGCUUUACCAUAUCGGAAAAAAAUAAAAAGAAUGACAACCAAGUCGAGGGAGAUAUUGGAACUUCGCAAGCCAUCGCAUCUCUUGGAGUAGGUGUAGUUGGGCUUGGAGAAGGAAAAGAAAAUUCGAGGAUCUUUGGUCAGGUCGGAAGGUAUGGUCCAGCGCCAGCGCGACGCGCUAUGCCCCUUGCGUUGGCCUUGUCUUCUUUGUCGAAUGCCGACCCGGCGGUUUUGGACGUGCUGAACAAAUACAGCCACGAUCACGAUGCCGAUGUUGCUCUGAAUGCGAUUUUCGCCCUCGGUUUAGUAGGCGCCGGAACAAAUAACGCACGUCUGGCGACGAUGUUGAGGCAAUUGGCGGCUUAUCACGCGAGAAAUCCAUCUCACCUAUUCCUAGUUCGCAUCUCUCAGGGCUUAGUGCAUCUAGGCAAGGGUACUUUAUCUUUGUCGCCUUUGCGAUACGCCUCAAAAGUUCUAGACUAUACUGCCUUGGCUGGUUUGAUGGUCGUCCUUGUUGCAUGCUUAGAUUGCAGGAAUUUGAUAUUAUCUCAAUCUCACUACUUAAUGUACUGCUUAGCAAUCGCUAUGGAGCCGAGAUGGCUGGUUACUAUUGAUGAAAAUCUUAAGAAUUUGCCGGUAUCGGUGAGAAUUGGUCAAAGUGUGGACGUUGUGGGGAAAGCAGGUAAUCCGAAAUCCAUUGUCGGUGGACACGUACAAACUACACCAGUGUUGCUGUGUGCGGGUGAAAAGGCGGAAUUAAUGUCUGACCAAUAUGAGCCGCUUUCUAACGUGCUGAAGGGUUUCGUAAUCCUCCGUGAAAAAGUAAUUUCGCGUCAGUCUUUGUACUCUUUUGCAGCACCUUUACUACGUGAUUUAAUGCAUGAAUUUUUUAUGACAGACUACAACAAGUUAGAAGAAUUCAUGUUUGAUAGUUUCGUUACAUUGCCUUUAUCAGAGAACGCUAUCAACGAGUAUCCGUGAACAAAUUGAAAAAGUUUCUCUUGUAGAUAUACUUUAAAUAGAUCAGAGAACGAAAGAGAUUCUUGCAUGUGUAGGAUUUGUUAUAAGAUAUACGUUGCUUGAUAACUGAUGCGACGGAUAAUAAUGGCUGGACGUCAGUUAGUUUUUUCGUAUGUCUUGCAUUUAUUUAACUUUAGGGACUAGCGGAAGCAAUGUGCUCUAUACAACAGAAACAUACAUUGGUUCGCAUUGCACAGUGGGGAUAACAUUGCGCCAUGAUCAAGAAUGUCGGUCGCAUAUCAAAUUAACAGAAAUCGACGAAGAUUAAUUAAUAAAAAA